AUGCCCCAAUCAAGAGACCAGUUGUACAUUCCAGGCCUUCAACAGCCCCUCCUCCGUCGCAUGGCGACUUUCCCCGUCAUGUUAGCCGCAAUCCCCUUCAACCUCCUAAAGCAAUGGAUUGUACAGAACAUACCUUCAGUCUGGCUCACAUCCCUCCGUGGCCUCAGCGGUAAUCUCUGGGCCAGUAUCCCCGCCGCCAUUACCACCGAGGGGAUUUCCAUAUUUGGCCUCCGUGUCUCGUUCUUCAGUCGACCAUCACUGGCCUUAUUAGACAGUCCAGAGCCACCACCAUCUCUUACCGAGAUGACGAUUCUUUCCGGCUCACUGACAAUUUCGACGGGCGGCAAUUUGUACGACGAAUCUCCAAUCAAGCAUCCUUGGAUCGCGAUCGCCCCGAUGUCCGUCGACGCCGAUACUUAA
Neurospora tetrasperma FGSC 2508 is the source of this 420-nucleotide messenger RNA. RefSeq lists its product as uncharacterized. The record is from RefSeq and is a predicted model, not a curated record. Bases 1 to 420 code for a protein of 139 amino acids. Lineage: Eukaryota; Fungi; Ascomycota; Sordariomycetes; Sordariales; Sordariaceae. The transcript has 2 exons.